Molecule: messenger RNA, 2757 nt
Organism: Physcomitrium patens
Lineage: Eukaryota; Viridiplantae; Streptophyta; Bryopsida; Funariales; Funariaceae
Source: RefSeq, a predicted model, not a curated record
GCGCCAUUCGCCCGAUGUUCACAGGCGAGGACCAGUCAACUUGUCGCUCAUCAGUUAUCAGUUAUAGCAAAUGAUUCGAUUCAAUUUGGAGAUGCUCCAUCAUCGGUGUGUCACAGCUUCGCCUACAGUUACCAGGAGGUGCCACACAAUUCCCACAUAUAAAGAACGAUCGGGCGCUCAACGGAUAUAGAGUCUCCUGCGCUGUUUCUGUUGCUGAUCUGCACCUUGUAGCUUACAUACAACUCUUCUCCUGGUAUUGCUGAAUCUAUGCAGUGAUCUCGCAAUUUUUGGUUGCUCCUGCUGCAGCGCUGUUGAAGCUGCAUAAGUCCAAGACUUGAGUCGUGAAGAACACGAUAUUUCACCUCGGAGGCCAUGGCGAUGGUGAUGGGAAAGUCCAUGACAGCAAAUGCAAAGCACACAUUGCAGUUCGCUCCAUCCUCCACGCAGAAAUCUCAGGGUAAGCACCGCCUGUUAGCGUCCAGCGUUGCCUUCCAGACCAGCUCAUCUCUCAUCGCCAAGGGCACUACCACCAUUUGCACGCUUCCCAAAUCGCGAUCCCUGGCUGUCAAGGCGGUGGUCACUAAUUCCUCCGCAACCGUGUCAAAGACUCCGACUGAAGAAGCUGUCAAAACCCGCAACCCCGAUCUUGCCACUGUUCUCGUGGCUGAGAAGCUCGGAGAGGGCGGACUCGACCUGUUACGCAAGGUCUCUAACGUCGACGCCCUGUACAACCUCACCAACGACGAGUUGUGCGAAAAGAUCUCCAACUACGAUGCCUUGAUCGUCCGCAGCGCCACCAAGGUCACCCGCAAGGUCUUCCAGGCCUCCAACGGCCGCCUCAAGGUCGUGGGCAGAGCCGGUGUGGGAAUCGACAAUGUGGACCUCGACGCGGCCACAGAGCUGGGCUGCUUGGUCGUCAAUGCACCCACCGCCAACACUGUCGCGGCUGCCGAGCACGGCAUCGCGCUCCUCACGGCCAUGGCACGCAAUGCCGCACCGGCCGACGCCUCCAUGAAGAGCGGUAAGUGGGAGCGCAGCAAGUACGUCGGCGUGUCGCUGGUGGACAAGACGCUGGCCGUGAUGGGGUUCGGCAAGGUGGGCUCGGAAGUGGCACGCAAGGCCAAGGGUCUGGGAAUGCACGUCAUCUCCCACGAUCCCUACGCGUCCGCGGACCGCGCGCGCGCAAUCGGGGUGGAGUUGGUGAGCUUCGACGAAGCGCUGGCUCGCGCGGACUUCAUCUCGCUGCACAUGCCGCUCACGCCCACCACGGACAAGAUUUUCAAUGACGAUACCUUCAAGAAGUGCAAGAAGGGAGUUCGCCUGGUGAACGUGGCGAGAGGAGGCGUGAUCGACGAAGAAGCGUUGCUCCGCGCCAUCGACUCCGGGGUGGUGGCGCAGGCAGCGCUGGACGUGUUCACGACGGAGCCACCCAAGGAAGGGGACUCGUCAUGGGCUCUGGUGCAGCACAAGAACGUGACCGCCACCCCCCAUCUCGGGGCCAGCACGGUGGAGGCCCAGGAGGGAGUGGCUGUGGAGAUCGCGGAAGCCGUGGCAGGAGCACUCGCGGGGGAGCUGGCAGCGACCGCCGUGAAUGCGCCCAUGGUGCCCGCGGAGGUGAUCACGGAGCUGGCGCCAUACGUGACAUUGGCGGAGAAGCUGGGACGGCUGGCGGUGCAGCUGGUGUCAGGCGGUGCGGGUGUGAAGCAAGUGAAGGUGGUGUACAGGUCUGCACGAGACGACGGCGAUUUGGACACACGGCUGUUGAGGGCGAUGAUCACCAAAGGACUGAUCGAGCCGGUGUCGAGUGCGUUCAUCAAUCUGGUGAACGCGGACUAUGUGGCGAAGCAACGCGGGUUGAAGAUCAGUGAGGAGCGUGAGGCCUCGGUGAGUGCAGCUGGAGCGCCACUGGAGAGCGUCUCAGUCACCAUUGCGGAUGUGGACUCCAAGUUCGCAAGUGCAACAGGAGAUCUUACCCGCAGCAUAACCUUGGAAGGCAAGGUAAAGGACGGCGUACCUCAUCUGUCGAAGGUUGGAAAUUUCAAUGUGGACGUGAGCUUGGAAGGCAGUAUCAUCUUUUACCGGCAGGUAGACCAGCCUGGGAUGAUCGGGAAGGUCGGGUCGAUUUUGGGAGAGGAGAACGUGAACAUCGCAUUCAUGAGUGUGGGCCGAACGUUGCGUGGUUUAGAUGCCAUCGUUGCUAUCGGCACUGACGAAGAUUUGAGCAAGGCUACCAUCCAAAAGUUGGCUGACAUUCCUGCCAUUGGUGAAUUGGUAUUUUUGAAGUUGUGAACACUACAUUGGUGAGUUUUAGGAUUUAGUCAAGGUGUAAGAGGUUAAGUUACGUAUAAUCUGCCAGGAUGCGCUAUAAUUUCGAGGAAUUCCAUGUACUGGGUAGAGUUUAUUGUUUUGAUGUGAAAUCAUGGGUCGCAGGUUCGAUGUUAUCGAUUACGGUCUGGGUUUGCUGGAGCCAGUAGUCAGGACCCAGCUUUGUCAUAUCGGCACAGGGAUUCCAGUUGAGCAAGAUUGCCUUGUCUUCAUGGAUCUUAACAACUAGAUCAUCAGUUUUGUCAGCAAUGAGUUUCACAAUUCUGCUGUACUGAUCCAGUCUUUGAUCGAGUAGUACGGGAUGUUCACCCUCCAUGUAAUGUUGCCGGUGGCGCAUUGGAUCAAUUUUUUCCACCAAAUACUUAACGACGAUCAGGUCUUUGUUAAGGCACAUGAAAGGCAGAGUUGAAACUCCAGCUGCUGAUAAGAUCA